AUGAAUAUAUCGAGCUGUCACGGAGAGAAAGGUGGUCCCACCAGUGUGUCCCUACCGAAAUUUUACAUAAUAACACGUAACGACUACAUGACCUAUAGCGGGUUUGAGAAAAAAUUAUGA
Messenger RNA from Nezara viridula (southern green stink bug), 120 nucleotides. Lineage: Eukaryota; Metazoa; Arthropoda; Insecta; Hemiptera; Pentatomidae. The record is from the annotation of a GenBank genome assembly.